This is a messenger RNA of Triticum turgidum subsp. durum (durum wheat), 1050 nucleotides long. NCBI's taxonomy places the organism in Eukaryota, Viridiplantae, Streptophyta, Magnoliopsida, Poales, Poaceae. The record is from the annotation of a GenBank genome assembly.
AUGCUCAUCCCAAACGCCAAAAAGGAAAUACUGCAUACAUCAGCAAGAAACCAAAUUGGUAAUGAAUCAAGAAUAUCAGAUCUUCCUGUUUUACCCAUAGUUGGAAUUGGGGGUGUUGGAAAGACCACUCUGGCUCAACAUAUAUGUAGUCAUAAACAAGUGGAGUCUCAUUUUGACAUAAUAAUUUGGGUUUGCGUCUCAGAUGACUUUGACGUGAAGAGGUUAACUAAAGAGGUCAUACAGUCUUGUCCUGAAAAAUAUGCAACAACUGAAAAUUUGAAUUUGCUUCAGAAGAACUUUUCUGAGAUUGCAAGAACUAAAAAGUUAUUGAUUGUUCUGGAUGAUAUGUGGGAUGAUGUUUUGAAGGAAAAUGGGCAGUGCUGGAACAGGUUUUGUGCACCUUUAAAGAAUGUACUACCGGGAAGUAUGAUGUUGGUCACUACUAGAAGUCCACAGGUUGCUGACAGAGUGGGCACGAUGGAUCGCAUUACAUUGGAAGGUUUAAAGGAUGAUGUUUUUUGGAAUUUUUUCAAAUUAUGUGUUUUUGAAUCUGGGAGUUCCAAUAAUAAUAAUUUGGAAAGCAUUGGUAGAAGGAUAGUUCCUAAGUUGAAGGGUUCUCCUUUAGCCGCCAAAACUCUUGGACGAAUAUUAAGAAUGAACCUUCAAGUAGUACAUUGGAAUGAUGUACUAGAGAGUGAAUUGUGGAAGUUGAGCCAGGAAGAGACUGAAAUCUUGCCAGCCCUUCGGUUGAGCUACAUGUAUUUACCAUUUCAUUUGAAGAGGUGCUUCUCAUUUUGUGCAGUGUAUCCCAAAGAUUACAAAUUUCGGAAGGACCAUUUAGCUGAAAUUUGGGUGGCAGAAGGCUUUGUUGAACCUCGUGGUGAUACUCCACUUCAAGAUAUUGGAUGUGAAUACUUCAAUGACCUUUUAAAUCGGUCCUUCUUUCAAGAAGUACAAGGUGGAUACUUAAUUCAUGACUUGCUGCAUGACAUGGCACAGAAAGUUUCAGAGCAUGAGUGCUUCAUCAUGAAAAGAAAGAGUGACUUUUAA